Guillardia theta CCMP2712 is the source of this 366-nucleotide messenger RNA. RefSeq lists its product as hypothetical. The transcript is spliced from 2 exons. Gene Ontology annotation, cellular component: cytoplasm. The record is from RefSeq and is a predicted model, not a curated record. Lineage: Eukaryota; Cryptophyceae; Pyrenomonadales; Geminigeraceae. Bases 1 to 366 code for a protein of 121 amino acids.
AUGGGGAACAAGCUGAGCAGAGGCAAGUCUGUUGAUAGCAAGUUCACAAAACCUACUGGCCUGUACCCGACGUGUGAUUGGGACGAGAAAACAGUCAAGAAACUCAUUAACAAGAAGAAGGUGGCUCCGCGAUAUCCUGGUAGAGAAGAACCAGGGCCAGAUCUUGAUGAGUGUCCUAUUUGCUUCUUGUGGUAUCCCGGGGGUUUGAAUCGCUCAAAAUGCUGCAAAAAGCCGAUCUGUACAGGUAAGGAAUCGCAUCGUAACAAAAGAUUCAAGAUGUUGACUGGGAGCGUACAGAAUGCUUUCUGCAGUUCAAAAAGCCCAAUGCUCAGAAAGCCAUUCAAUGUCCAUUCUGCAAUUCGUUGA